Molecule: messenger RNA, 1275 nt
Organism: Parnassius apollo (apollo)
Lineage: Eukaryota; Metazoa; Arthropoda; Insecta; Lepidoptera; Papilionidae
Source: the annotation of a GenBank genome assembly
AUGUUUUACUCAUACACACUUGGUAUUUUAUUGUUUGUCGCGGGAUCCUAUGCUUUGUAUGAUUCAUCUUCUGAUGUGGUAGAAUUAACUCCGAGUAAUUUCGAAAGACUCGUCACAAAAUCUGAUGAAGUAUGGAUAGUUGAAUUUUUCGCUCCAUGGUGUGGGCACUGUAAAAAUCUGGUUCCUGAAUACAAAAAGGCUGCUCGAGCAUUAAAGGGCAUCAUAAAAGUUGGAGCAGUAGAUGCAGAUCAAUACAAAGAGUUUGCUCAGAAGUAUGGAGUCACAGGAUUCCCAACUAUCAAGGUGUUUACUGGUAGCAAGCAUACACCAUACCAAGGACAAAGAACUGCAGAGGCUUUUGUAGAUGCAGGUAUUAAGGCAGCUAAAGAAAAAGCUUAUGAUAAUCUCGGAAAGAAAUCCAGUGGAUCAUCAUCUGAUAAGUCGGAUGUAAUCACACUUACUGAUAGCAACUUCAAAGAGCUGGUGCUAGACAGUGAAGAUCUUUGGUUAGUGGAGUUCUUUGCGCCCUGGUGUGGACAUUGCAAGAAUCUUGAGCCACACUGGGCCAAGGCUGCUACGGAACUUAAAGGAAAGGUUAAAUUAGGAGCUUUAGAUGCAACAGUACAUCAAGUAAUGGCCUCCCGCUACCAAGUACAAGGCUAUCCCACGAUCAAGAUGUUCCCUGCUGGCAAGAAGACAAGUGAUUCUGUAGAAGACUAUAAUGGCGGCAGGACUGCCAGCGAUAUUGUAGCAUGGGCUCUUGAGAAAGUUGCUGAGAACAUUGCUCCACCAGAGAUUGUGCAGGUAGUAAAUGAAGAAACAAUGAAGGCUUGCAGUGAAAAACCUUUGUGUGUAGUAUCUAUUUUACCUCACAUUUUGGACUGCAAUGCCGCUUGCCGCAAUGAAUACAUUUCAAUAUUGACUCGUCUAGGUGAAAAAUACAAAAACAAGAUGUGGGGAUGGGUUUGGACCGAAGCAGGUGCACAACUGGCAUUAGAAGAAGCUCUUGAAUUAGGAGGCUUUGGUUACCCCGCAAUGGCAGUAGUCAAUGCUAAGAAAUUGAAAUUCUCUACUCUUCGAGGUUCAUUCUCAGAAUCUGGCAUUAAUGAGUUCCUCAGGGACCUUUCCUUCGGUCGUGGUCAAACAGCUCCAGUCAAAGGUGCAGAAAUGCCCAAGAUUGUCACCACUGAACCUUGGGAUGGUAAGGAUGGUGAACUACCACCUGAAGAAGAUAUCGACCUGUCAGAUGUCGAUCUGGAGAAGGAUGAAUUAUAA